Molecule: messenger RNA, 1786 nt
Organism: Papaver somniferum (opium poppy)
Lineage: Eukaryota; Viridiplantae; Streptophyta; Magnoliopsida; Ranunculales; Papaveraceae
Product: 3,9-dihydroxypterocarpan 6A-monooxygenase-like
Exons: 2
Coding region: 39-1589 (516 amino acids)
Molecular function (GO): heme binding; iron ion binding; monooxygenase activity
Source: RefSeq, a predicted model, not a curated record
UGCACGAAUUACUUAUAAAAUAUAUAGACAGAGUAGUAAUGUUGUCUGUUUAUGAUCUCCUCUUCUAUAUCAUUAUCUUCUUCGUUUCUUUAGUUUUUAUGGUUCUGUUAGGAACUUACUGGAAUUACGGAUCCAAAAAAUACAAUCUUCCUCCAAGUCCAUUAAGCCUCCCCAUCAUUGGACACCUUCAUCUCCUAGAUACCUUUCCAAACAGAUCAUUUCAGAAACUAUCAUCUCGUUAUGGUCCUAUAUUUUAUCUUCGUCUCGGUUCACAUCCAUGUGUAGUCGCUUCUUCUCCCGAGCUUGCCAAAGAACUACUCAUGAACAAUGAGAAAAAAUUUCUCACACAUCCAGCAAGUAUUGCAAUACAUCAUGUUACUUAUGAGUCAUCUGGUUUCGCAUUUUGUUCUUAUGGACCUUACUGGAAAUUCAUGAAGAAACUUGUUAUGUCUCAAUUUCUUGGAGGUUCAGCUCUUGUUCAACUUCAACCAGUUCGUAAAGAUGAGAUCCGUCGGUUAGUUCGGUACUUGGUUAACAAAUCAAAAGACGGUGAAAUAGUUAAUGUCACCGAUGAACUGAUGAAGCUUUCAACCAAUAUAGUUACUCGUAUGAUGGUAACUAAUAGGUAUUCUACUGAUGGAAAAGAUGCUCAAGACGAGGAACUUCGUAAUUUGAUCCGAGAGGUGUCAGGAAUCUUUGGUCUGCUAAAUGUGCAUGACUUUUUAGAUUUUAUUCCGGGGUUUUUUGACUUCCAAGGAGUUCUCAAGACCGCUAAGGAUGUUCGACGUAGAUACGAUGUAUUGUUGGAAGAGAUCAUACUGGAGAGGGAAGAAACUAGAAAGAUGAGGAAGGGUGAUGAAGAAAGGGAUGUUUUGGAUAUGUUACUAGAUGCAGUAGCUGACAAGAAUUCAGAUGUCAAAAUAACAAGAGACAACGUUAAAGCCGUCGUGCUGGAUAUUGUCACGGCUGGAACUGAUACAUCUGCCGGUGCAGUAGAAUGGGGAUUAGCUGAACUCAUCAACCAUCCUAGACUCUUCAAGAAAGCCAGAGAAGAAAUUGAUUCAGUUGUAGGAGUAAAGAAUAGGUUAGUCGAAGAGUCAGACCUCCCGGACCUUCCUUACCUUCAAGCCAUAUUUAAAGAAAUCCUUCGACUACAUCCACCUGUUCCAUUGCUUAUAAGAGACUCGACACAGGAUUGUAAAGUUGGAGGUUAUGAUAUUCCAGCUAACACUAGACUCUUUGUGAACGUAUGGUCCAUGAAUAGAAACCCAAAAUAUUGGAAAGAUCCUUUAGAGUUUAAGCCCGAAAGGUUUCUUGCAAAUGAGAAUACCGGUGAAAACUAUGAUGUGAAAGGCCAACAUUUUGAGUUCUUACCAUUUGGAACUGGGAGAAGAGGGUGCCCUGGAAUGUGGUUGUCUUUGGUAGAAGUUCCUACAGUGUUGGCUGCAAUGAUACAAUGUUUCGAUUGGAAGACAGUCGACAACGAGCGAAUGAUCGAUAUGAGUGAACGCUUCGGAUUGACACUUCCAAAGGCAGAUCCUCUUACGCUUAUCCCUGUUACUCGCUUUGAUCCUUCUGUUGCCGUCUAAGUUUGGCUUCUGCAAAAGCCCAUUAAAUAAGCUUUGUGUUUUGCAGUGUGCUCUUACUAAAUUCCAGGAGAUAUUUAAUGCUUCUGGUUGAGCACCCAACUAAACCUCAAGCACCUAAAUCUUUAUGUAUCCGCUUUUGCGUAUCAUUGACGAAUCUUGUUUUUCUGAAUUAAUAGGAACUGCAUUUAUAUCCUAAA